CCCGGCACCUCCCGGCUCGGCUCGGCUCGGCUCCUCUCGGUUUGGCUCAGUUACAUUCAGCUCCUCCCGGCUCCUCUGGGCUCGAUUCGGCUCCUGUCAGCUCGGUUCAGCUCGGCUUGGUUCCGCUCGGUUCGGCUCAGCUCGUUUCCGCUCAGUUCCUCUCGGCUCCUCCCGUCUCGUGAGAAGAAAAAUGACCUAAGCACCAUCCAGCCUUUGUGGCCAAGGACAGGAGCAAGGGUAGGGCUGCUGGGAGGAUGGCUUUGCCUGGAAGCUUAAGGAGGCAGCCUGCAAACAGAGGCCUUGUGUCUCAUUGCACCCACCAUCACAUUGUUGUCUUCCUGCUGACCUUCUUCAGUUAUUCCCUGCUCCAUGCUUCCAGAAAAACAUUCAGUAAUGUCAAAGUCAGCAUUUCCAGCCAGUGGACUCCCUCCUGCCUAAACAGCACGGCCCCUGAGCUCCAGCCGUAUGAGCUCUGGAACAGCAGCCAUUUAUUCCCAAAUGCAGAAGAAGCAACUCUCUUCUUGGGGACGUUGGACACUAUCUUUUUGAUUUCCUAUGCUGUGGGUCUGUUUGUCAGCGGCAUAAUUGGAGAUCGCCUGAAUUUACGUUGGGUUUUGUCUUUUGGCAUGUGUUCUUCUGCUCUGGUGGUAUUCUUCUUUGGCACACUGACAGAAUGGUUGCAUUUCUACAACAAGUGGUUCUACUGCUGUCUCUGGGUUGUGAAUGGCUUGCUGCAGUCCACUGGUUGGCCCUGUGUGGUUGCUGUCAUGGGCAAUUGGUUUGGAAAAGCUGGGAGAGGUUUUGUGUUUGGACUCUGGAGUGCCUGUGCAUCUGUGGGAAAUAUCCUUGGGGCGUUCCUGGCUUCCUGUGUUCUCAAAUAUGGCUAUGAGUAUGCUUUCUUGGUGACUGCCUCAGUACAGUUUGCUGGAGGAGUCAUUGUCUUCUUUGGGCUCCUGACGUCACCGAAGGAAGUGGGCCUCCCUGAGCUUGGAGCAGAUGCAGAUGGCAGCGUGGAGGAAGAUGCCAACAGACCUUUAAUGGGCGAUGAUGAUGCAGAUGAUGAUGACCGGAAUUACUCUAUUCAAGCAGCUGACACUGACAGCCAGCCAAAGGCCAUCGGCUUUUUCCAGGCUUGUUGCCUUCCAGGUGUAGUACUGUACUCUUUAGCCUAUGCCUGCUUGAAACUGGUGAAUUACUCCUUCUUCUUCUGGCUGCCUUUUUACCUCAGCAACAACUUUGGGUGGAAAGAAGCAGAAGCUGACCAGCUCUCGAUCUGGUAUGAUGUGGGAGGCAUCAUAGGUGGGACUAUCCAGGGCUUGAUCUCUGAUGUGCUGCAGAAGAGAGCCCCAGUGCUAGCAAUUAGCCUGCUCUUUGCUGUAGGCUCUCUUUUUGGAUACAGCCGUUCUCCAAACAGCAAACCCAUCAAUGCUCUGAUCAUGGCAAUUACAGGGUUUUUCAUCGGAGGCCCUUCUAACAUGAUCAGUUCUGCAAUUUCUGCUGACCUGGGGCGUCAGGAUCUGGUGAAAGGCAGCAGCGAGGCACUGGCAACAGUCACGGGAAUUGUGGAUGGAACUGGCAGUAUUGGUGCUGCAGUGGGCCAGUAUCUAGUGUCUUUGAUCCAGGAGAAUCUGGGAUGGAUGUGGGUUUUCUAUUUCUUUAUUCUAAUGGUAAGAAAUCUCCUUUGUUUAAAAUUCUGUGUCAAAGUUCAGUUUGCAAUAGAAAGGUUUUGUCAGAGCCUGAAUAUCGUGACUUAGACAUACAAUGUAUUUCUGCAGCCACUGCGAACUCUGAUGCCAUUCUCAGUGGUCUGUGGUGUGCCUUUGCCUCAGGGUAUCUAAAUUAACUGGAUUCAUUUUGGAUCCUUUAAAGUCAUGUUGGCCAACAGGAACUGAAAUUGUGGCAGAAGCACAAAAUUACUUGCCUUAAAAUAUCUGUAUGAGUUUCCUAAAACUCAGACCACUUUGCUUAUUUCCAAGGCAGAUCUUUUUCCUCCUUCAUCUCGAUGAUACGUAGUUUCUAAUGUUGGCUGGAAGCUGAAGUUAAGCUGCUCGCUUGUUAGCCCAUGAAGAUUAGUGGAAGGAGUGAUGAGGAUCUUGUACACAAGGCCAAGGCAUUCUCAUUUUAGUUUGAACUGGGGAGACAACCAUUCAAGCCCAGUUCUCCUUAACAUUGACGCAGUCAUGAAUGGUGUACAAUUCACCCGUUUUUCCCCACUGGAAGUGUCAGGAAUUGUCUUCACAUCUGUGCUGACGAGAGAAAAGAUCACUUUGGUAGGCAGCAGAGGUGGCCAGGAGGAAGGCCAUUGAGGGGGUGAAGAGCUAGUCUUCUUUAUUUAUCUUUAUUUAUCAUCCAGAGGGACCUUGACAGGCUUGAGAAUUGUGCCUGUGUGAACCUCAUGAAGUUCAGCAAGGCCAAGUGCAAGGUCCUGCACCUGGGUCAGGGCAAUCUCAAGCCCAAUCGCAGUCUGAGUGUAGAAUGAAUUGAGAAUGUCCCCUAAGAGAAGGACUUGGGGGUGUUGGUGGGUGAGAAGCUCAACAUGAGACUCCAAAACGAGUCUUAGUGAGUUUAUUUGCUGGCAUUUUCAGUAUUACUUGCUUCUUGGAGGUGAUGGUGGAUGAGAAGGUCAAUGUGAGCCAACAAGGUGUGCUUGCAGCCCAGAAAGCAUGUCCUGGGCUACAUCAAUACAAGUGGGGCCAGCAGGUCGAGGGAGGUGAUUCUCCCCUUCUACUCUGCUCUGGUGAGACCUCACCUGCAGUUCUGAAGUCCUCAGUAGACGAAGGACAUAGAUCUGUUAGAGCAAGUCCAGAGGAGGACUACGAAGAUGGUCAGAGGGCUGGAGACAGGCUGGGAGAGGUUGUCCAGCCUGGAGAAGAGAAGGCUCUGAGGAGACCUUAUAGCAACCUUCCAGUACCUGAAGGGGGCCUACAGGAAACCUGGGGAGGGGCUCUGUAUCAGGGCGUGCAGGGGUAGGAUGAGAGGGGUAAAGAUUUUAAGCAGGAAGAGGGGAGAUUUAAAUUGGACAUUAGGAGGAAAUUAUUUCCUCUGAGGGCGAUGAGGCACUGGCAUGGGUUGCCCAGAGAGGUUGUGGCUGCCCCAUCCCUGGAGGUGUUCAAGACUACGUUGGAUGAGGCUUUGAGCAACUUGGUUUAGUGGAAGGUGUCCUUGCCUAUAGCAGGGAGGUAUAGGAACCGAAUGAUCUUUAAGGUCCCUUCCAACCCAAACCAUUCUAUGAUUUAUGAUAGAAAAGAUCAUGACAGCUGAAAUCGUAUGAACUUUCCUGCAAGCUCAGUCCUUCUAUCUGCUGUGGCACUUUGUCAUCGCUUCUCUUAGCCUAUAUCUUUCUAGGGAGGCCUUGAAGGCACGUGGGAGUGUGAGACGGCUGCAGCUAUGGUUGCUCUGUGCUAAUUGUCUUGGAUCUACUUCUUUUCACAGACAAGUUCAACAGUCCUGUUCAUUUCACCAUUAAUAGUGAGGGAGAUCAGGUUGCUUCUGCACGAGCGAAGCCUGCGAUUGCUGGCUGAGUGACCGCUGCUUGCCUCUGGAAGGACUGUUGUACAGACCUGACAGCUGGAAACACUAAUCAAAAUACCAUGAGACUUGUUUCGUAUAUCCUCCGGGUUCAGACUAAUUCAAAAUGACUCUGCAAGGCUUGAUCGACCUACCUUUGCGAGAUCGAUAAUGAAGUACCAAAUACCCAUCCUGAGACCCACC
Molecule: messenger RNA, 3711 nt
Organism: Cuculus canorus (common cuckoo)
Lineage: Eukaryota; Metazoa; Chordata; Aves; Cuculiformes; Cuculidae
Gene: SLC37A3
Product: solute carrier family 37 member 3
Exons: 14
Coding region: 255-1754 (499 amino acids)
Biological process (GO): transmembrane transport
Cellular component (GO): endoplasmic reticulum membrane
Molecular function (GO): transmembrane transporter activity
Source: RefSeq, a predicted model, not a curated record